UGUGUGCUAACUAACCGACCUCCAUAGUGAGUGUCGCGAAUCACUGGAUCAUCACAGCAGGACAGAAUAACAUCCACGGGGGUGGGGUGGACAAGCCACGCUCGGUUCCGCUCGGGUGGACCUGAACGUCGGACCCGCUUGGUGCACUUCGAUCGGAGCGGUGUGCUGCCGGUGGUCCCGAAGCGAGCAGUAUGCAUUUGGACUGCAGGCUGCUACUAUGGAAGGAGCGGUAAUGGUGGGCAGGGGGCCGACAGGGGCCGGGGUUCUCGUCCUGUCGAUCCUCGUCAUCAUCCUUACCGCGGAAGGCUGCAGGGCGCAAAAAGGUGAUGGCUGCGGCCCCACAGUGCUGGGCCCCAGUAGCGGGACGCUGUCGUCUCUGGGCUACCCGGGGCCGUACCCCAACAACACCGUGUGCGAGUGGGAGAUCAGCGUGCCCCCUGGCAACAGGGUCCGCUUCCGUUUCGCCGAGCUGGACAUCGACGACAGCGACUGCCAGGUCAACUACCUCCGCCUGUACAACGGCAUCGGACCUGCCAGGAGCGAGAUCGCGAAGUACUGCGGCUUGAACGUGAAAGUGAACAUGCUAAUAGAGUCCACCAGCAACCAGGUUACUGUUCAGUUCAUGAGUGGGAGCCACCACACUGGACGUGGAUUUUACCUGUCCUACUCCACCACAGAACACACAGAUCUCAUCACCUGCCUGCACAAAGGCAGUGAUUUUCCCGAGGCGGAGUUUAGUAAAUACUGUCCAGCCGGAUGCUUGACUUCGACCCAGGAGGUAUCCGGAACAAUACCAAAUGGAUACAGAGAGUCAUCUCCACUGUGUUUGGCUGCCGUCCACGCUGGAGUGGUGUCCAACGCCGUUGGGGGCAAGAUCCACGUGGUGAGCAGUAAAGGCAUCCCACACUACAAGGGCACACUGGCCAACAACGUCACGUCCACUGGAGGAACCCUGUCAAACAGUCUCUUCACCUUCAGGACAAAUGGCUGCUAUGGAACCUUGGGAUUGGAGUCCGGCGGCGUGGCGGAUAUUCAGAUCUCCGCCUCAUCCGUGUGGGAGUGGAACAAUGUGGCAGGCCAGCUCAGCGUGUGGGCGCCGUCAGGAGCUCGGCUAAAAAAGGCGGGCCUUCCCUGGGCGCCCUCCCAGAACGACCAGCACCAGUGGUUGCAGGUGGACCUGAAACGACAGAAGAGAAUCACAGGCAUCACUAGCACAGGCUCUACGCUGAGGGAGUACCCAUACUACGUGGCAGCAUACCGAGUCCUCUACAGUCACGACGGCCAGCGGUGGCUCUGCUACAAAGAAGCCAACUCCACACAAGACAUGGUUUUCCAAGGCAACAUCAACUACCUGGACGAGGUGAGGAAUAAUUUCAUCCCCCCCAUCGAGGCACGCUACGUGAGGAUAAAUCCAACCUGGUGGCAGCAGAGGAUCGCUAUCAAGUUGGAGCUGCUUGGAUGCCAAAUGUCUACAGCGAGGCGGGGUAUGAUGCCCAGGGUGUUUCCGCCUCCCGGUUUCACCCCUCGCCAAGCAGCCACGAAACGUCCACGUACAUUCGGCAAGACCACACCACCUCCAGACAUCAGAAACACCACCAUGCCGCCUCUCACCGGCAAAGAAGUGGCGCUGGCUGCCGUUCUGGUGCCUGUCUUGGUCAUGGUGUUGACAGCACUGAUCUUGCUGGUGGUUUGCGCUUGGCACUGGAGGAGUCGGAAGCAGAGCUCCGAAGGAGCAUAUGACCUUCCUCACUGGAAUCGAACUGAUUGGUGGAAAAGUAUGAAGCAGCUGCUGCCAUCCAAAAUGGUGGACGCGGAGGUCCGCUACAGCAGCAGCGAGGUGGGCCGGCUCACGACGAGGGGCGCCGUUCCUAGACUGUACGCCGAACCUGCAGAAUACGCACAGCCCCUAGUGAGCGGCGUAACAACUUUGGGUGCCCGGUCCACCUUUAAACCAGACGAGGGUCCUGAUCCGGGUUACAGCGACCCCGACCUGUACGAUGCCCCCAUCUCUCCGGACGUCUACCAUGCAUACGCCGAGCCCUUGCCCGCCUCCGGGACCGAGUACGCCACCCCCAUCGUGGUGGACAUGGGCUGCCACCCGUCGGGGGCCGCGCCCACCGCUUUGCUGCUGGCACGGACAGACGGCAGCCAGUCGGCCUAUGACACACCCAAAACCGGCACUGGACACGACCCCACCUACCAGGUGCCCCAGUGCGGUGCCACCAGGGUCGAAGGGGGCGCGUGAUUAGCCAACGACCCGAGUUUUGUAUCAUGUACACAUGGCGAGUUGGACCCGCUUGCGAUGGCGCCAUUCCAGUCGGAACACUGAAAGCGCAGAAAUGAAUGUUUGUUUGCGCGCCACAUGCGGAUCACAAGACGAGCGCGCCGACUACUGUUUUUCAAAAUCUGUGAUUCUUGCUCUUGUGAAACUGUGAUUUCCCCCUGUUACAAAGGUGAUGAUGGGAAAACAAAGAAUUCCUCCUUAGCUUCAUUGUCCACGGUACGUGUCGUCUUAGAAAGUGUGACUUGAACUUGUGUUACUGCUCGUGUGAUUCCGUCGCCGCAAACCUCGUAGAAUUCCCAAGUGAUUUUUUUACUGAUAUUUAUUUUUGAAUCCUGCUGAUGAGAAGCCCACCCGCUGCCCACCCCACGCUGCUUGCGCAGACCAAAUGUUGCCUAUUCUUGUGUUUGUGUCGUUCCUCAGCAGAAUAAACGUUUCAAAGUCUUAAUGUGAGAAAUAAAGCAAACUUUUAAAGAUUAA
This is a messenger RNA of Hippocampus zosterae (dwarf seahorse), 2761 nucleotides long. It is a transcript of the gene dcbld2, whose product is annotated as discoidin, CUB and LCCL domain containing 2. The transcript has 15 exons. Lineage: Eukaryota; Metazoa; Chordata; Actinopteri; Syngnathiformes; Syngnathidae. The record is from RefSeq and is a predicted model, not a curated record. Bases 218 to 2245 code for a protein of 675 amino acids.